CAAAAUAGCUCAAGUUCAGUCAGGUUGGACGAAGUCAGUCUGAAUGUCAAUUUUUAAAUCCUGCCUCAGAUUCCUGAUUGGAUUUGGGUUAGGACUUUGAUUGGGCCAUUUGCAAUCAUAACUAUAUACUAAACUGUUCCAUUGUAGCUUUGGUUAUAUUUAUUUUUUUUAGGGUUGUCACCUUGCUGGAAGGUGACGUCUUCUGCAGCCUGUUACAGGUUUUCAUCUGAGAUUGCUGUGUUCAACACUAUCUAUCUCCUCAUCAACCCAGAACAACUCUGUCCCUGCUAAAAAAAAACAUUCCCUCGUCAUGAUGCUGCCACCGCCAUGUUUCACAGUGGGGAUGGUGUGUUCAGGGUGGUGUGGGGCGUAAAUCCUCAUCCAUACAUAGUGUUUUGCCAUGUCUUCAUAGUUUUUGCUGUUGUACAGUCCUGCAUUCAAAUGAUGGAUUCAACAGUGCUCCAUGAAAAGGCUUUUAAAAUAGUUUUUUUUUUUUUUUUUUACCUUAACUGCCUCACAGAUAUUUGAUGUGUUGCUUGGUCUUGACGUGUUUUGUUCUCCAGUGGGCUCCAACAACGUUCUGAGGCCUUCAAAAAAAAAAAACCCAGUUGGAUUAAUACUGGGAUUUAAUUACACCCAGUCUAGCCAUUAAUGGGUUGACUUCUGAAGACCAGUGGGCUAAACACAGAUGUAUGCUGAGAACCCUGCAACAAUUUGCUUCCUCGUCAAUAAAUAAAUGAAAGUUUAUGGUUGAAGUGUAAAAAUGAAGGAGUGCAAAGGGUGUGAAUCCUUAUUUUAUCUUCCCCGGGGUUGUGUGGUCGAUUAUUAAUGCCUUCAGGUUCCGACAGGUGAAUCCAUCGAGAGAUGACGUUCUUGACUCGAUUACACCGCACUCCACGAACAAGUUUGUUUUAAGAUGGCGGCGGAAGCCAGGAAACAGGUAUUAAGAGUUAAACGUUCCAGCUGAGAGCUUUAGCCGUGCCGUUUAUACAUUUUAUAAAGUAGCGGAAACCCGUUUCAUCCCCAGUUUUGAUGCUAGUGAAGAAAAGAAACGAGUUCCUCGCAUUUGUUUCCAGUUGAGGAAGCGCUGCUGAGAGAAGAGAGUCCGCGUCAGCAGCAAGUGCACUCCGUGACGUGAGGAAGGAGGUGAGAGGUGGUGGUUCUGUUUACCGGCCGCUUGUUUUAUCUCCCCCCCCGCCCGCAGUGACCUUACGUGACAGCAGAUGACCUCCCUCCGGAGCCGAUUGUGUGGAGAAGCCAGGGGGGCGUUGGUGGUGCAGCAGUAGCCCCAGCAUCACCAUGGACCCCUCCAGGCGGUGGCUACCUGUCAUCCACCUGUAGCGUCCACCGGCUGCGGCAUGGCAAACCCGAGCCUCGGUCCACAGAACCAGAUGGACGGCCGCUCUGGGGUGUCUGGGGGAGUCAUUGUCAAGAACGGCUCUUUGGGCAAAGAACCGACUUCCUCCAGCUUGUACGAUAAACCCAGCUGUACCUCACCCAGUGAGCUCGCCUUGCCCAGUUACAAGCCAUCCUGCGCCUCCACUCCCAUCUACUACAGCAGUCCUCAGAAUUGCUCUGACUUGGACCCAGACAGUCACAGCUUGACAUCUCAGGACUCUGGGAUCCCCACUCUAGAGAUCAACCCUCGGGACCCCAUCAUCCACAGCCACCAUCAUCCAGGCGAUGGAGGCAUCCAUGACACAAGUGAAGACUCCCCUGCCACUUUACCUCUGGACAAUAAUCCAACUGACAGUAAUUGCAUCCACAGGUCAUCUACCUUCCCACGCAGUGGCUAUGACUCCGUCCGUCACUUCAGCCCCACUAUCAGAUUAACAACCACAACCGGGUUAAGCGUUGGCGGCGGAGCUCUAAACCGCAGCGACGACAUCUCGGUGUGCAGCGUGUCGAGCAUGAGCACGGAGCUGUCGGUCUCCAAUGAGGACAUCCUGGAUUUUACCGUCACUUCUGACUCUAGCGCCAUUGUAACCUUGAAAACAGAUCUCAGCGGAUCAGCUCACUUCUCGGAUGUGACGCUGUCUUCAUCACCAGGAAACCCAGGAGAAUUAUGGAGUCCUGGACGAGGGCAUCAGGGCUCCGGUGUCAUUCAACAGGAUGAUGGAAAGUUUAAGAAACUGGGACCUUUUGCAAAUUUGUUCAACAAGAACCUGUUUGCCAAGAAGGUGAAGGACAGUCAACCUGCAGAGCACAAAGAUCCGGGUUGGAAGCUGUUUGGGAAAGUCCCACCCCUGGAAGGCCCCAUAAAGGACCCCAAGAAAAUCCAAAAGGAAUAUGAAACAAAGAGUGGCAGAGCUGGACCUGGCGACCCGACAUCCCCCAGGCAGGGUGUGAGAAAAAACCUGGACUUCGAGCCUCUCUCCACCACUGCACUGAUCCUGGAGGACAGACCUGCUAAUCUGCCUGCCAAACCUGCAGAGGAGGCCCAGAAACACAGACAGCAGUAUGAAGAGAUGGUGGCCCAGGCCAAGAAGAGAGAGCUGAAGGAUGCUCAGAAAAGGAAGAAGCAGUUGGAGGAUCGAUGUAAACUCGAAGAGAGCAUCGGCACAGCAGCCCAGAUCUGGAACCAAGAGAUCUUACCCAACUGGAGUACAAUGUGUACAUCCCGGCGAGUGAGGGACCUCUGGUGGCAAGGCAUCCCCCCGAGUGUCAGGGGGAAAGUGUGGAGCCUGGCUGUGGGCAACGAGCUCAACAUCACACACGAGCUGUAUAACAUUUGUCUGGCCCGGGCAAAAGAGAAGUGGAGGAGCACAGCAGUUCCCAGCACUGAAACUGAAGGAUUUCUUAAAGAUGUUUUAGAUUCUUCAGACCGGGAGUCGAGCCUGGAGUUGAUCAAGCUGGACAUUUCAAGAACCUUUCCCCAGCUGUGCAUCUUCCAGCAGGGCGGGCCCUAUUAUGACGUGCUGCACAGCAUUCUGGGAGCGUACACGUGUUACCGGCCAGAUGUUGGCUAUGUGCAGGGGAUGUCGUUCAUCGCGGCCGUGCUGAUCCUCAAUCUGGACACAGCCGAUGCCUUCAUAGCUUUUGCCAACCUGCUCAACAAGCCCUGUCAGAUGGCCUUCUUCAGAGUCGACCACAGCCUUAUGUUGACAUACUUUGCAGCGUUUGAAGUGUUCUUUGAAGAAAAUCUACCAAAGCUCUUUGCACAUUUCAAGAAAAACAACUUGACCCCUGAUAUUUAUUUAAUCGACUGGAUCUUCACACUGUACAGUAAGUCUUUGCCACUGGACCUGGCGUGCCGGGUUUGGGAUGUGUUCUGCAGGGACGGUGAGGAGUUUCUGUUCCGCACAGCGCUGGGCGUGCUGCGCCUCUAUCAAGACGUCCUGACCGCCAUGGACUUCAUCCACAUGGCUCAGUUCCUCACCCGCCUGCCAGACCUCAUCCCUCCGGAGCAGCUCUUUCAGCACAUCGCAGCUGUUCACAUGACCAGUCGCAACAGGAAGUGGGCACAGGUCCUGCAGACGCUGACGGAGCAGAAGAAAUCUGGAGCGAGACUUUCCGGCGCUGAGGCCUUGAGCUGAGGCCAGAGGGAGCAUCCCACACUAAUCCACUUAGAUCCCCUUCCAUCUUUCAGGAAAUCCUGGAACCUCACCAGGCCAGAUGGACCUGAAAGAGACAGAGACCCCUCUCAUCAGCCAGGGGGCCACACCCUACUGUAGCUGCUGUGAUGGAGCUCUUCCUUGUUGAGCGUGUCGCCGCUCAGACCCUAAACCAGCAUCCAUUAAGGAGGGUUUGUUCGUGAUGAUGCACGGGUGUGUAAAAGGAAUAUGAGGCCUUAUUUUACUCCAAACACCCACCGUCCCCACACCCCCCUCUGCCCUAAAGCCCGGCAGUGAACUGGAAACUGUAGCUGGGAAAAGGUGAAGAAUGUAAUGCACUCCCACAUUCAUGAACAUGUAUCAGGCUGACUCAGAUCUUCGCAGGCUGAGGAAACCACAGGGAUACCACUGAAUUUACGACAUCAGUCCCUCCACUCAGCUCUGUGUGGCAGCGAUCUGAACGCUGUUCCACUCGUUUCUUCCUUCCUUUGGUUGUUAUGACGAGAAUCUGAAAUGUUCUUUUUCCAUUUGUGUACCAGUCAGGGAACAUCAUUUUCAUCUUCAAUUUUGACCUUUGCUUUAAAACCAACCAUGCGACCAGUGGAUUCAUGUCUCAUAUUUCUCAGACCAAACCUUAUCUUCGCUUUUUUUAAUCAGUUGGCACAAUCAUCAUUCCCUCCUGCCCUCUGGAAGUGAUUUCUCAUGCUGUCUGUGUGCGUUUUAUUUUCCUUAAUCAGGUUUGUUUUCUGAAUCAUUCUAUUUAGUGAAAUCCUCUGAAGUUUCCUUGCUGCAAGGAAAGCUUAGUUGAACACACGGUGACAUGCGGUGCACCUCUUGGAGCCCCAUGUCGGUAUGUGUCAGUAAUGAAAUAACUCUUAAUCGAGGUCAUAUAAGCUGUCUGGAAAAUUGUUUUUUUAUUUUUACAUCAAUGAAACUGGGUUAACUUUAAAAAAACAAAACCAGUGGUGAAGUGGUUUUUGUUUUUUUUCUCAUGCUUUUAAUGUGUUUGUGGUACAUUUCAGCGUUGUAGUGUCCUGGUGUGCAAGCGUGAAGUCUUUUGUGCAAUUAUUUAAUAUUUAUCAGCAAGGUGACGAGACAUAAACAGGACUAGCUCCUCAGAAAUGAAGGUUUGUGGUGAAGUUUUAUCCUCAGCAGGUUGUGUGUAAACAUGCUGCAUCAGGUGUUCACGUAGAUCGGCUUCGCUGCAUGGUGCGCUUCCACCCGAUCGUGGUUUCGAGAUGAAUCCUCUCUGGUGUUUCUACAGGCAUGGCGACAAGAAAGAUAAAUGUGUGACUAUGUUUUAAUAUUCAGAUGAGACCAGUUUACUUGAUUUAAUAAAUGAAUGGCAAAAAAUACAUUUUUCACCCAAAAUGUUUGGGUUAAAACUUGUCCAAAUGAUGGUUGUGAUACUGAAGCUGCAGCAUGUUGAUCAGUGAUUUUACAUGGAAACUCCCUAGAAAAAGAAAUUAUGUUUAUAAGUUGAACCGCACAGCGUGUGCGACCGAUUUAAUGACACGUGAAUUUAUAAAGCUUCCAACAAAUUGUUUAUUAUUUAUGUUAUAUUAUCCUAUGAGGCUAAUGAAUUUGAAACGGCCGAUAUGAGCAAGGGGCAGGUGUGGUGGCAUUUUUACAUCCAGCUGACUGGCAGUGCACAGCAAGAGGUAGUUUGCACUACUCCCUACCGAAUGAAGAAACUCCAGCCUUUAACUACAAUCUAAUUUAAAGCACGUUAAACGUUGGAAAGGGAAAAUGAAGCAGUUGUGACAGUUUUUAAAAGCUCGAGUUACCCUGACACCAGAAAUCCAUGAUAACACACUACACAGCCGGUCCUGGUUUAGAAUCAGCUCCUCCACAGCGGAGCAGGAGGCAUCAAGUCUGAGUCCAGCUUGACUGUACAUCUCCUGGAUGUUAGGGAUGAGGUGUUAUUGCUGUUUCACUCAGACUUUUGUGGCCUUCACAGUGGAUUCACACUGUGGUGAAUGUGUCAUCCCAUCAUGACCAGGAGUAAGUGAGCUGUGUGUUUGCAUUUCUAACAUCUGUAAGGUUUUAUUAACAGCAUUGUUUUCUUAAGCUAAACAAUCCACAGCUGCUUUUUUUUUUAGACCAUGAUUGGCUUAAAUCAAUCAGGUUGAAAGUGUAGAAAUGUAAUUGGCUGUUUGGAUCUCAAGGUCAAAGGUGGUUAUUACUGGUUUCCUCUUCUGAUGGGCAUUGCUGCUGUUUUUAUGCGAGGUGACCUUUAUUUCUGUGAAAUGACUCUGGGUUCUGCUCUCUAAGUAAACUUAAGUUUAAAGAUGUCUCAACGUUUAAAACCAAGAAUUGGUUUUGACUUGUCAGAUUCAUCUCACACUGUGUCUGUAGAAGGUUUUCUGUUUUCACAUCAUCAUGAUCAUCUUUCUGCACCUCACCCCCCACCAGCCAACUCCUCCACUGUGGUUAAAAAAAACCCACAGGACUGCAAUAAAGCUUUUUGCACAAACAUGUAAGCCUUUGCAUUGAGCUGUGCCUCACAACAUCACUUCAUUUCAUCAGUCAUGGUUAAACGGGUUUCCGCCUUCUUGUUUUCUUCUAUUUUCUGUUAUUUGUGCUGAAGUUGCUGUGUCAAUAUAUUCUCUGUAAUGUGUGUGCUUGUGGUAAAAAGGUAAUUGCACAAAGAUGUUGGUUGCUAAGAUGUUACAUUAAAGGUAAAGGCUGGUAUUAUCUAUCAACACUACCUGACCAUUCUUUAAUCCACAGCUCUUGGACACAAUAAAAAAAGACCCAAUCAAAGGUUUAAUUUACAUAAUCAGGUUGAUUUCUUGGUUUUUAUUUUUGUCAGAUUUCUUUUUUUUUUUUAAGCCCGUGUACUGUAGGGGACUGAUGGACAUUUGUGUAGGCAGCAGAGGGUCGUCAUGCAACUGUAUCUCACUUGAAAUGUAUAUAAAUGAUGGUUUUAUCAUAAUAAAAAGCUGUACAAUA
This is a messenger RNA of Girardinichthys multiradiatus, 6509 nucleotides long. It is a transcript of the gene tbc1d14, whose product is annotated as TBC1 domain family, member 14. The record is from RefSeq and is a predicted model, not a curated record. NCBI's taxonomy places the organism in Eukaryota, Metazoa, Chordata, Actinopteri, Cyprinodontiformes, Goodeidae. The coding region runs from base 1359 to 3536 and encodes 725 amino acids. The transcript has 14 exons.